Messenger RNA from Lacerta agilis (Sand lizard), 2040 nucleotides. RefSeq names its product zinc finger protein 850-like. The transcript has 5 exons. NCBI's taxonomy places the organism in Eukaryota, Metazoa, Chordata, Lepidosauria, Squamata, Lacertidae. The record is from RefSeq and is a predicted model, not a curated record. The annotation marks the transcript as partial. Gene Ontology annotation, molecular function: DNA-binding transcription repressor activity, RNA polymerase II-specific. Gene Ontology annotation, biological process: negative regulation of transcription by RNA polymerase II.
AUGGACCUGGAUUUCUGUGAGACAGAGAGGCCUCCGUUGGGCACCACACAGAGGCAGCUGGAUAGUGAUGGACUGGAAAUCAAGAACAAGGGUGACCAUGAUAAAAUCUCUACAAUGGAGAAGCUGUAUAACUAUCUUGAAAGUGGAAAAAGUUCCAAUUCCACUUCCCAACAAAUAAACCCCAUUAGGAAGAAACCAUAUCAGUGUUUGGAAUGUGGAAAGAGCUUCAGUCAGAGCACCCAUCUCACUUCCCAUCAAAGAAUUCAUACUGGGGAGAAACCCUAUCAGUGUGUGGAAUGUGGAAAGAGUUUCAGUCAGAGCGCCCAUCUCACUUCCCAUCAAAGAAUUCAUACAGGGGAGAAGCCAUAUCAGUGUGUGGAAUGUGGAAAGAGCUUCAGUAAGAAGGACUGUCUUUCUUCUCAUCAAAGAAUUCAUACAGGGGAGAAACCCUAUCAGUGUGUGGAAUGUGGAAAGAGUUUCAGUCAGAGCGCCCAUCUCACUUCCCAUCAAAGAAUUCAUACAGGGGAGAAGCCAUAUCAGUGUUGUGUGGAAUGUGGAAAGAGCUUCAGUCAGAGCGCCCAUCUCACUUCCCAUCAAAGAAUUCAUACUGGGGAGAAACCCUAUCAGUGUGUGGAAUGUGGAAAGAGCUUCCCUAAUAGCUUCCAUCUCACUUCUCAUCAAAGAAUUCAUACAGGGGAGAAACCCUAUCAGUGUGUGGAAUGUGGAAAGAGUUUCAGUCAGAGCGCCCAUCUCACUUCCCAUCAAAGAAUUCAUACAAUGGAGAAACCCUAUCAGUGUGUGGAAUGUGGAAAGAGCUUCAGUACCAGCUCCCAUCUGACUUCCCACCAAAAAAAUCAUAUAGAGGAGAAACCAUAUAAAUGUUUGGAAUGUGGAAAACGCUUUAGUACAAGCUCCAAACUCAUUAUCCAUCGAAGAAUUCAUACAGGGGAGAAACCAUAUCAGUGUGUGGAAUGCGAAAAGAGCUUCAGUGACAGCCACAGUCUCACUAUCCAUCGAAGAAUUCAUACAGGGGAGAAACCAUAUCAGUGCUUGGAAUGUGGAAAGAGCUUCAGUAAGAGCCACAGUCUCACUAUCCAUCGAAGAAUUCAUACAGGGGAGAAACCAUAUCAGUGUGUGGAAUGUGAAAAGAGCUUCAGUAACAGCCACAGUCUCACUAUCCAUCGAAGAAUUCAUACAGGGGAGAAACCAUAUCAGUGUGUGGAAUGUGAAAAGAGCUUCAGUCAGAGCCACAGUCUCACUUACCAUCGAAGAAUUCAUACGGGAGAGAAACCAUAUAAGUGUGUGGAAUGUGGAAAGAGCUUCAUUAGCAGCUCCAAUCUCACUAUCCAUCGAAGAAUUCAUACAGGGGAGAAACCAUAUCAGUGCUUGGAAUGUGGAAAGAGCUUCACUGCCUUCUCUCAUCUCACUUCCCAUCAAAGAAUUCAUACAGGGGAGAAACCCUAUCAGUGCCUGGAAUGUGAAAAGAGCUUCAGUCAUAGUCACCACCUCACUUCCCAUCAAAGAAUUCAUACAAGGGAGAAACCCUAUCAGUGCCUGGAAUGUGAAAAGAGCUUCAGUCACAGCCACAGUCUCACUUACCAUCAAAGAAUUCAUACAGGGCAGAAACCCUAUCAGUGUGUGGAAUGUGGGAAGAGCUUCAGGAAGAGCUUCAAUCUCACUUCCCACCAAAUAAUUCAUACAGGGCAGAAACCCUAUCAGUGUGUGGAUUGUGGAAAGAGCUUCAGUUAUAGAUUCCAUCUCUCUUCCCACCAAAGAAUUCAUACAGGGGAGAAACCCUAUCAGUGUGUGGAAUGUGGAAAGAGCUUCAGCUGUAGUUCCCAUCUGUCUUCCCACCAAAGAAUUCAUACAGGGGAGAAACCUUAUCACUGCUUGGAAUGUGGAAAAAGCUUCAGCCACAACUUCUCUCUCACUUCCCACCAAAAAAUUCAUACAGGGGAGAAACCCUAUCAGUGUGUGGAAUGUGGAAAGAGCUUCAGGAGGAGCUCCCAUCUCAAGUGCCAUCAAAGAAUUCAUACAAGG